AUGACCUUGGUCAACACAGACUUACCUGGACUCCAUCUGAUCUCAAGAGGGAAAGUUCGGGAUAUUUACUCGACGUCUUCUCCCGAACAUCUUCUCUUUGUUGCGACAGACCGAAUCUCCGCCUACGAUGUCAUCUUGAAAAAUGGAAUUCCGGACAAAGGCAAACUGCUCACCCAGAUAUCGUUGUUCUGGUUCAAAAAGCUGGAACAUAUUAUUCCGAAUCACUUCGUCACGGCGAACAUCGAUGAGAUGCCCGGAGAGGUGAAACAGCUCAAGGAUCAAUUAGAGGCCCGUACGAUGCUUGUGAGAAAAGCAAAGGUGGUUCAGAUUGAAGCGAUUGUGCGAGGAUACCUGACUGGUUCUGCUUGGUCGGAAUACAAAAAGUCUGGCACCGUACAUGGAAUAUCGCUCCCAGGAGGUCUCAAAGAAUCACAAAAGUUGCCAGAGCCCAUGUUUACUCCUUCAACGAAGGCAGAACAAGGAGCCCAUGACGAGAACAUAUCUCCCGAACAAGCUGCAAAACUGCUUGGCGAAGAACUUUACACUCAAAUAUCUCAAGCCUCUCUCAAACUCUAUUCGGAGGCAGCAGCAUACGCGCACUCUAAGGGACUCAUUCUUGCAGAUACGAAAUUUGAAUUUGGUCUCGUGUCGCCCCCAUCUUCUGGCUCUGAGACACUUAUCCUUGUCGAUGAAGUGCUGACCCCUGAUUCCUCGCGCUACUGGCCGUUAGAGGGUUAUGAACCAGGCAAAGCUCAGCCUAGCUUCGACAAGCAAUAUCUGAGGGAUUGGUUGGUCUCGGUCGGUUUCCGGAAAGGCCUAGAGAGUGGAAGGGCAGGAGAAGAAGGCCAGGGCUGGUUAAUCGAUGAAGAUGUUGUCAGAGAAACCAGAAAGCGGUAUGAAGAGGCUUUGAAUCGGCUGAUGAGCUAA
This is a messenger RNA of Marasmius oreades (fairy-ring Marasmius), 927 nucleotides long. RefSeq lists its product as uncharacterized. Gene Ontology annotation, biological process: 'de novo' IMP biosynthetic process. The record is from RefSeq and is a predicted model, not a curated record. The transcript is spliced from 4 exons. Lineage: Eukaryota; Fungi; Basidiomycota; Agaricomycetes; Agaricales; Marasmiaceae. Gene Ontology annotation, molecular function: phosphoribosylaminoimidazolesuccinocarboxamide synthase activity. Gene Ontology annotation, cellular component: cytoplasm. The coding region runs from base 1 to 927 and encodes 308 amino acids.